This is a messenger RNA of Ooceraea biroi (clonal raider ant), 1457 nucleotides long. Its product is annotated as odorant receptor Or2. The record is from RefSeq and is a predicted model, not a curated record. Gene Ontology annotation, cellular component: plasma membrane. NCBI's taxonomy places the organism in Eukaryota, Metazoa, Arthropoda, Insecta, Hymenoptera, Formicidae. Gene Ontology annotation, molecular function: odorant binding; olfactory receptor activity. Gene Ontology annotation, biological process: detection of chemical stimulus involved in sensory perception of smell; sensory perception of smell.
AUCCACCAAGUUUCAUUAAAAUCGGAGAGGGACACUUGGGAUACCUUCCUUGUAAGCUACCCCGAACUCCCGCUUACCGACAUUUCUCCUCGUCCUCUUAUGUCUAGGAUGGUAAACUCCGCGAUCGGUCGCUUACAAUACAAAGUUAUCGUAAAGAAGUAUUCAACUAGACACGAGUUUUAGCCAAAUAUAGUGCGAAAUGUCAGCAACAUAAACUGAUUAUUUAUUGUUAGAUUGUAUAUUUGCUCAAACACACGGACGAUCUGGAUAAUGUGUUUGAACUGAUGCCAACCACAUCAGGCACAGUGAUAUGUGUCAUGAAAAUCAUCAGCUUGACUCGCAAUUCUGGCAAGUUUAAGAUGCUUUUGCAACAGACGCAUGAGGACUGGCGUAAUCUACUAUCAAGCCAAGAAACGCAGAUUUUAACACGUUAUAGUGAGAACGGUCGAAAGUUCACGUUGGCAUAUUCAAUUUGCAUAAUCGGAUUCGUGUUCUGCUAUGCUUUGCUGCCUCUCGCCGGACCUGUACUUGAUAUCAUCUCGCCUUUAAAUGGAACGAGACCAAGAAAGAUGCCGCAUCCAGCGGAAUAUUUUAUAAAUCAAGAGAAGUAUUAUUACGUACUUUUGCUGAACACAUAUGUCGGUUACGUUGCAUGCGUUUCGAUAGCGGUUGCCGCCGACACUAUGUACGUCUUGUUGGUGGAACAUAUUUGUGGAAUGUACGGCGUACUGUGCCAUCGACUAGAAAAUUUAACGCAUGAUGAAAUACAAUGGGUCGACGAUGAUUACAUACACGGACACGACGAAAUUGGUCGACGUAUGCGAUGUUGCAUCCAACUACACGAAAGAAUAAGAUUAUUCAUUGAAAUGAUGGAAUCUACUUUCGCGUUGUUCCUCCUGUUCGAUGUUGGAUUGGGAUUUAUAUUGCACACUUCUUCAUGUGUAUUGAUCGUGGUUAGAAUGGGCCGAUCAUCUGAGAUUCUGCGGUACGUAUCUCUCGUAGCACUGCAAAGCUGCCGAUUAUUUUUCAACAGUUGGGCCGGACAAGAAGUGGCUGAUCAUAGCACUGGAAUUUCGAUAGCAGCCUAUAAUGGAACAUGGUACAACGCGCCCACAGAGGUACAAAAAUUGCUAAUACUGCUAAUCGCGAGAAGCCAAAAAGCUUCCCGAAUCACUAUUGCAAAGUUGUACGUCAUCAACCUGGAAGGAUUUAGCAUGUCAAUACUUUUUAAGGUAAUGAGAACAUCGAUCUCAUAUUGCACGGUAAUGAUCUCGCUACGCGAAACAUCAGAAAGUAUGUAAGACUUUUUUAUAGAUUACACGCACUUUGUUUACGUAGUUCUAUACGUAGUCGUAGAUCAAGAACUCAGGUACGAGCACUGUGCAAAUAUAUAUAAUACUAUAAAAUAUAUUUGUGAUGAAUAUAGAGAAAAACAAUUGUAUAAAAUAAGAAAUAAA